This is a messenger RNA of Pangasianodon hypophthalmus (striped catfish), 1153 nucleotides long. RefSeq lists its product as uncharacterized. Bases 40 to 891 code for a protein of 283 amino acids. The transcript is spliced from 5 exons. Lineage: Eukaryota; Metazoa; Chordata; Actinopteri; Siluriformes; Pangasiidae. The record is from RefSeq and is a predicted model, not a curated record.
CGUCUUUCAACACAAAGCUGAGUUCUUACUGAAGAAGAGAUGAAGAUGCUGCACUUGGCUACGAUUCUGCUCACGCUGUCUGGUGUUCUCACUCAGAGCAGUGAUUGGGGUGUGAAAUAUCCCGAUAAGCCGAUCUGUGCUGUGAGAGGAUUCAGUGUCUCCAUUCCCUGUAGUUAUUAUUAUCCACAGCAAAAUUAUCAGGUGGUACAAAUGCUUUGGUGCUCAAUGAACUCAAACAAAGAUAAGUGUCAUGUCCCACCGUAUGUCUAUAGCAGCUCAUCAAACACCAAGUCAGACUUUGAGUACGCUGGAGACGACAAAUCAAACUGCACUUUGUUAAUCCACAAUCUACAGUUCAGUUAUUCUGGAGAGUACAAAUUCAGAUUUAUGACUAAUGUGAGCGGUUUCAGUUGGACAGGUCUUCCUGGAGUGAUUCUACAAGUGGCAGAUUUAAAGGUGUCACUAAUCAGGCUCAGUGGAAACGGAACCCUUAAACAAGGAGACUCAUUAAAUCUGACGUGUGAUGUGAAGUGCACACACAGUUCCUCACAGUUUGUGUGGUCUAAGAACAACGAGCAGUUAAAUACAUCAGGACCCGUUCUUCACUUUCCUGCUCUAACCGUGAGGGAUUCUGGGAAUUACACCUGCACUUGGAAAACCAAUGAGGUGUCAGGAUCUGAAACGAUCAGCCUUCAGGUCGAGGGUAAAUCAUCUGCAACAGAUCAGUCAAUCUGGAUCUUUGUUUUUGUGACAACUGGAAUGAUUUUUAUCGUCUUAGUCAUCCUAGUAGCUGUGAUUUACAACAGGAGGUGCGUCCACACUGAGCAGCUGAAGGAGGAAGAUUCAGACAUUUACACCACAGUACAGUACAAUACAUUCACCAUGAACUGAUCACACUUUCACUCCAAAGUUACUUCAUUCCAGACUUCUGCAUGUCAAUUUCCCCUGAGAGCAGAAAGCAAAAAGACAUGAGCUCCUUAUUUCUCCAUAGCAAUUUCAUAAACUAUCAUGGAGCGAUCUAUAAUGAAUUAAUAAACCUGUGUGUGUGUGUGUGUGUGUGUGUGUGUGUGUUGUAAAAUACUGAGUGAUGGUCUGGUGAAGGCGGAGUUACUGUUACCACCCUGAAGUUGAUUAUACUCCUACAACAGCAUGA